AUGCUUCCCUCCAUGGUCCUCAUGUCUGCCCUGGCAGCCACUGCGUUUGGCGCCAACACCACCUACACUUACACCUUCCCCGCAGGGUUCAACAUCGGCUUGGUGAAGCCGGACCAGCUGAGCUCCUGGUGCCAGGGACAGCGCAAUGAGUGCCCAUCAAUUUGCAAUGGCUCCACCACGCAAAACACCUGCGAAGACAGCACAUUGAAGUUCAACUGCAUUUGCGCCGACGGCAGUGUCCCCGAUGUCUCGCCCUACAUCGAGACUGUGCCCUUCUACGUCUGCGAGGAGACCUAUGGCCAGUGCAUCAACGCUCACCCCAAUGACGCCGAAGGCCAGCGCGCCUGCAAGGCUGCUGCCACUUGCGGUAGCAAGAAUGCCAGCGCGGAGGACACCACCAUGAGUGCGACCACCAGUGCGGCAUCCUCCACUCUCGCCAUGGCCACUUCCACCGGCUCCAGCCAGACUUCCUCGUCGGUCGCGGCCGCAAGCACCACCACCAAUGCCGCUGCUGCCCUCUCCGGCCUGGAGGGCUACUCCACUGGAUUCAUGGCUGGUGCCAUGUUCCUCGCUGUGCGUCUGUUCCUGUAA
Molecule: messenger RNA, 591 nt
Organism: Penicillium daleae
Lineage: Eukaryota; Fungi; Ascomycota; Eurotiomycetes; Eurotiales; Aspergillaceae
Exons: 3
Coding region: 1-591 (196 amino acids)
Source: RefSeq, a predicted model, not a curated record